Messenger RNA from Camellia sinensis, 1602 nucleotides. The record is from RefSeq and is a predicted model, not a curated record. NCBI's taxonomy places the organism in Eukaryota, Viridiplantae, Streptophyta, Magnoliopsida, Ericales, Theaceae.
CAUUUGAUAUAAAUCUAAGGUUCAAAUCCCCUUCUUUCAUCUAUUUGAUUUUUUUUUUUAUUUCAAAUAAAAAAGUAGACACAUGGUAUAAGAAACAAAUGUUUCAAGACACCAUAAAGGGUGUUCACUUUAUAAUAGUAUAGAUAGAUAGAUAGAUAUAUGAGUAGACACAUGGUGGUAUAAAAAAUAAAGAUUCCAAGACACUAUAAGGGGUGUUCACUUUAUAAUAGUAUAGAUAGAUAGAUAUAUGAUUACACGUGUCUUGAAGACCAAGCAGCAAAGCAGCUGAGUCACCCACAACCCAACACGUGGCCAAAAACCACCCGCCACAUGUCCACUACCCAAAUCACGGUUCAUCACCUCGCUCAUCCAACCGCCACAGGCCUCCGCUUUUUAUUCAACCCUUUUUCACUACUCUCUCUUCUCAUAUUCUACAAACACACCAUAUACACUUCAAAGACUAACCAUCAUUGAGAAAUCUAGAGAUUCUGUGAAAUUUAGGGGGGACAACCCUGAAAUAUACAUAUACAUAGAGAAAAACAGGGUGCCCAAGAUGACUAGCCACUAUGACUCUCUUGCCACCAUUUCUGGUGAAGAGAGGGUUGGUGUAAAUGUUGGCAAAAAGGGAAAGAAAGAGAGAGAGAAAGAGUCUCAUGCUGAUAAAGCAAGGAGGGCAAACAGGGUUGCUGAAAAAGAGGCUGAAGCUGAGAGCAAAAAAGAGAAAGAGGAAGAUCAGAGAGGGGGGCUUUCAUUGGAAGAGAUUUCCAAGUACAGACAAAGUGCACAACAGAAUUCUAUGGAUGCCAUUAGGGCUGCUGAAGAGAGGUACGCGAAGAAAGCCAAGGAGUUGGGAUCUUCGGCCUUGCAAAAUGUCAAGGAAAGUGCACAGCAGGCCAAAGAUUAUACGGCACAGACAGCGCAUCAGGCUAAUGAUUACGCUUCGCAGAAGCCGGUGGGGGCUAAGGAAGCAGGUGCUUCUGUAGCGGAGAGGGAACCGGCCAAAGAUGUGGUGGUGGAAACCGGCAAGAGUACUGUAGGGUAUGGAGGGAAGGGAGAAGAAACUGGAGAGCAAGAAUGUGGCAGUGGAGAAGUGGUGGAGAAGCCUACUGAAACUGUCCAAGAAGAGUUUUAUCGGGCAGCGCCAGAAGAACAUGAAAGAAGGGAACAUCAGGGAGGUGGUGGGAUAUUUGCAGCCAUUGUGGAGACCAUAGUUGAGAUUGCACAGAAUACUAAAGACCUCGUCGUCGGGCAAGACGACCAAACUAGAGGAUACAAAGGUGGCUCCAUUGAGUACACAGAGCCAGAGGAGGUGGAAGAAAGGCGGGUCCCGUGAAGGCGGUGAAAGGGCGGUGAUGGACGGAGGAGCUGUAAGAGUCCCGUACAUAUACAUAGAUAAGAUUCCGGAUUUGGGGAUAGUUUAGGUGCAGAUUUUGAAGUAUUGUGCUUUGCUUGUGUUUGGAGUACUGAAUAUUAGUAGGUAAUGCAAGGGAUUCAAGAAAAAUAUUUUCAGAAAAUAAACAAUGUGUGGGUCUGUCUAUAUUUGGAUUAUGGAAUUUCCCUUGUUUUAAGCAUAGAGAUCUAUACAGGUGUUGAAUUCAAUCA